Centruroides sculpturatus (bark scorpion) is the source of this 2781-nucleotide messenger RNA. RefSeq lists its product as uncharacterized. Bases 222 to 1448 code for a protein of 408 amino acids. Gene Ontology annotation, molecular function: protein-N-terminal amino-acid acetyltransferase activity. The transcript is spliced from 4 exons. Lineage: Eukaryota; Metazoa; Arthropoda; Arachnida; Scorpiones; Buthidae. Gene Ontology annotation, biological process: N-terminal peptidyl-methionine acetylation. Gene Ontology annotation, cellular component: NatC complex. The record is from RefSeq and is a predicted model, not a curated record.
CGCAGUUGAUUUGAAACACAUGCUAAUAUCGAUUAAAGUUUUGUCCGUCGGGAGUCGCUGUAAAUCAUUAUGAGGAAAGCAAAGAGAACAGAAAGAAUUUAUUAGUAAUUUCAUUUAAUUAUUAAAUAAUAGUAAGAAAGAUUAAUGGAAAGAUGACGUUAAUUACGUGAAAGUUAAAUGUGCCACCGACUUAAAUUACUUUAAGUGGAUAUUUUCGAGCGAUGGAUGAAACUGAAAUCGGAAUAGCCGUAGCUAACCCUAACGAUAGGCUUAGCUCAUCUAAUCUGGAAUUGAAUCGCUUGAAUUCUGUUCAAUUAUUGGAUUCACAAAAUGUUAAGAAGGACUGCAGUCGAGAAAUUAAUUGUAUUACAAAUACGUCUACCAGUAGAACAGAUAUCAAUGAUGUUAGAAAUCAGUUCAAAGAGAAAUUGCAUUUAUCCAAUACUAAUAUAGGUUUGUUGAAUGGUUAUAAUUGCCAUAAUUUAAAUGGAAUAGAGGAGGAGAAAGGUGUUACCGAUAAUGUAAAGAAAUGCUUAAGUGACUGUGAAAUCAUUAGGCCAGAUUGUACAUGUGAAAAGAUUGUACAAAAUUCUGAUGAUUUGUGUAAAAAUUCAAAUGGAAAAUCUCUCUAUGAAACUUGUCAUACUGUUUGCAUACAUAAAAGUCAGCUGGAUGAAAAUUGGAGUGAUACAGACAGUAAAUUGUAUCAUUGCGCUGCUUUGAAUAAAGAUGCAGCUAAAAAUAAAGUGGGUGAAAUGUUACAACAUUCUGUUACUUUUAGUGAAAAUGAGAAGGCGAAAGUAGAAGAUUCUGUUAUCGCCAGAGAAGUUACUAAUAGGUGCAAGAGUGUUAAAUCCUCUAUAUGCAACUGUAAAACUAAUACGGACAAAAAAUGUUCUUAUUUAGAAAAUGGUCCUUCUAGUGUAUGUCGUUGCUGUGAUCAAACUGAAAAAAGACUCUGUGACAAUUCUGAUACUGCCACUAACGAAGAACUUAUAAAAUACGUUGGCUAUGAAUCUGAAAAUCAGAUGCCGGAUAUAAUGCGACUUAUCCAAAAGGACUUAUCAGAGCCGUAUUCUAUAUACACUUAUAGAUAUUUCAUUCAUAAUUGGCCAAAACUUUGUUUCCUGGCAAUGGAUAAUGAUAAAUGUGUUGGUGCUAUUGUCUGUAAAUUGGACAUGCAUAAAAAACACAGCAAACGAGGUUAUAUUGCUAUGUUAGCAGUUGACGAAAACUAUAGAAAAAGAAAAAUAGGUUCAAAUCUUGUCCUAAAAGCUAUUCAGGCAAUGAUUAGAGAUGAAGCUGAUGAGGUUGUUUUAGAAACAGAAAUUACGAAUAAGCCUGCACUUAGAUUAUAUGAGAAUUUGGGAUUUGUUCGCGAUAAACGUCUCUUCAGGUACUAUCUAAAUGGAGUAGAUGCUCUCCGUCUGAAGUUAUGGUUGCGAUGAAGAUAUAUUAAGAGUGUGUGUGUUGUGUGUAUGGCAUUCUCAUUUCUUCUGGACUAAGCAGGAUUCUUUUUCCUGUGCUUCAAACAGGAUUGUUACAAUUAAAAUUUUAGAAUUAGUACUUAAAUCAAAAUUCUAAAUUUCAUGGAAACUUCUUUAUUUGAACAUUUAAAAAUAUUAUUUGAUCUUUAAAGCUUACUUUACAAAAAAACUAAGAACAGUAAAUUUAUUGUAUUUGUCAUCACAUAUUAAUAUAAAAGAUAAAAGAAUAUAAUUAUAUUUUAGCAAGUGCUAAACAAAUGAAUUCGAUUAUAGUCAUAUAAAUUUAAUCAUAUCAUGUUGAUGACAAAUACAUUGUGUUAUUCAUGAAAAAAAUGUAAAUGAAAAUUUAUUUAAAUGUUGUAAUUUUGGUUAAAGCCAUAUGUGAUAUUAAUAUUUUAGCCACUAAAAUUUUGCUUCAGAUAAAAUUAGCCCAUAACAUAAUGUGUAAUUUACAUGUAAAAAGUCUGUACAUUAUAUGUGGGAUUUAUUACUGUUUAUGUGAACAGUCUGAGAAGUAAACAGUUUUAUCAAUGUGAGAAAUUGCUUAGAAGUGCAAUAGCAUGAAUAAAAAAUACAUUUCAACCAAAUGAGAUAGUUGUUCAUUUUAAUCUUAUAUACUGUUAAGAAUUUCUGAAAUUGUUUACUUUGUAUGUUAAAAAAAUUUCUUAAAAUUGUAUUUUAGUGUUAGAAAUUUUCCAAUAGAAAUCUCCUUUCUGUAUUGAAACUAUAAAAUUAUCUAAAUUUUUAUUUGAACAUUAUAUAAAAACUGUUAUUAGUAUGAAUUUGAGUGGUAUAGUUUAUAAAGCUGAUCCAAAAUUGUUUAUGGAUUUUAGAAAAAUUAUGAGCAACUGUGAAAAUGUGAUCUAAAGUUAUCCUGAACUAAACUCUUUUUAUUCUUGACAUUAUAUAAAAAUGAAAACUUUAUCUAAAUAGAUUUUUUUUAGAUGGACAUGAAUAACAAUUUACAAAUUAUUCUAAGUUGAAAUACUGAAAUUAUAUUAUGAUAAUAGAAUCCUAUCCUCCAUUUUAUUGUCAUUUUUAUCCACAGUUUAAUUCAUUGCUUUAAGUGUUUGUGAACAAUUGCCAAGAUCUAUUACCAAAUACAGUCAUGCUGAUUUAAAUUUCCUUAAAAUAUAUGCAGAAAAUAUUUGUUGAGCAGCUUCCAGUGUUUGUUACUUUCUGAUAAAUUCUUAAAAAAAAUUUGAAAUACAAAAUGUUUAAAAGUUUACAUAAAAAAUAAUUGUAAAAAUUAAUCUUUCAGAUAAUUAUGUAAUAAAGGAGUGUGUUUUAUUUA